AUGAUAGCAGCACAGGAGUUGCACACAGAGUUUCAGUUUCCUCAGGAGGCUGAUACACAGUUGUCCUCUGACACAGACCUUGAGGACCCUGAUGUCAAAAAUGCUAAGCUUGGGAAAGGAAAGGCGGGUAAGAAGGGGAAGAAAGCCCCUGGAGAGAAGGGAAAGGGUGGUGCAGCGAAGGGUGCUGGCCUUGGCCGGGUGAAUGGUCACCACCAGGAGAAUGGGAUGGAGAACAUGACCCUGUUCGAGGUGGUGAAAAUGGGGAAGAGUGCCACGCAGUCUGUCGUUGAUGACUGGAUUGAGUCUUACAAGAACGAUCGAGACAUUGCACUCCUGGACUUGAUCAACUUCUUCAUCCAGUGCUCCGGCUGUAAAGGUGCUGUCAGUGCAGAGAUGUUCAGGCACAUGCAAAACUCUGAAAUAAUCAGGAAGAUGACUGAGGAGUUUGACGAGGACAGCGGGGACUACCCGUUAACCAUGGCAGGGCCACUGUGGAAGAAGUUCAAGUCGAGCUUCUGUGAGUUUAUCGGCGUGCUGGUGCGGCAGUGUCAGUACAGCAUCAUCUAUGAUGAGUACAUGAUGGACACGGUUAUCUCGCUGCUCACGGGCCUGUCUGACUCACAGGUCCGAGCCUUCAGACACACCAGCACCCUGGCAGCCAUGAAGUUGAUGACCGCCUUGGUGAACGUGGCUCUGAACCUGAGCAUCAACAUGGACAACACUCAGAGGCAGUACGAGGCAGAGAGGAACAAGGUCAUGGCCAAGAGGGCCAAUGAUAGGCUGGAGCUCCUUUUACAGAAGCGUAAAGAGCUUCAAGAAAAUCAAGACGAAAUUGAAAACAUGAUGAAUGCGAUUUUCAAAGGAGUGUUUGUUCACAGAUAUCGUGAUGCCAUAGCUGAAAUCCGUGCCAUUUGCAUUGAGGAGAUUGGGGUAUGGAUGAAGAUGUACAGCGAUGCUUUUCUCAAUGACAGUUAUCUGAAGUAUGUCGGAUGGACCAUGCAUGACAAGCAAGGUGAAGUGCGUCUCAAGUGUCUGACUGCGCUCCAGGGCCUGUACUAUAACCGGGAGCUCAACACUCGGCUGGAGCUUUUCACCAGCCGCUUCAAGGACCGCAUUGUGUCGAUGACUCUGGAUAAGGAGUAUGAUGUUGCAGUGCAAGCCAUAAAACUUCUGACUCUUGUCUUGCAUAGCAGUGAUGAGGUCCUGACAGCAGAGGACUGUGAGAGUGUCUACCAUCUGGUCUACUCUGCUCAUCGACCUGUGGCUGUGGCUGCAGGAGAGUUCCUCUAUAAGAAGCUUUUCAGCCAUCGAGGUCCAGAGGAGGAAGGGAUGCCCAGGAGGGGCAGGCAGAGCGUCAACGGGAACCUCAUCAAGACCACCGUCUUCUUCUUCCUGGAGAGUGAGCUCCAUGAGCACGGGGCCUACCUGGUGGACAGUCUGUGGGAGUGUGCAGGGGAGCUGCUAAAAGACUGGGAGAGCAUGAUCAGCCUGCUGCUGGAUGAGCCCAUGCCAGGGGAGGAGGCCCUGACUGACCACCAGGAGACUGCUCUGAUAGAGAUCAUGCUGUGUGCCAUCCGCCAGGCCUGUGAGUGCCACCCUCCAGUGGGCAGAGGCACAGGGAAGAGGGUCUUGACAGCGAAGGAGAAGAAAACCCAGCUGGAUGACCGGACGAGAAUCACUGAGAUUUUCGCUGUGGCGUUGCCUCUGUUGUUGGCUAAGUACUCUGUUGAUGCUGAGAAGGUGACCAACUUACUGCAGCUGCCGCAGUUCUUUGACCUGGAAAUCUACACCACUGGUCGAUUGGAAAAGCACUUGGAGUCGUUGCUGCGUCAGAUCAGGGAGGUGGUGGAGAAGCACACAGAGACUGACGUGCUGGAGGCGUGCUCCAUGACCUACCACGCUCUCUGCAACGAGGAGUUCACCAUCUUCAACAGAGUGGACAUUGCCAGGUCCCAGCUACUGGACGAGCUGGUGGACAAGUUCAACAGACUCCUGGAGGACUUCCUACAAGAGGGUGAGGAACCAGAUGAGGAUGAUGCCUACCAGGUCCUGUCCACACUGAAGAGGAUCACUGCGUUCCACAAUGCGCAUGACCUCUCUAAAUGGGACCUGUUCACCAGCAACUAUAAGCUAUUAAACACAGGACUUCAGAAUGGUGAUAUGCCUGAGCAGAUUGUCAUUCAUGCGAUGCAGUGCACACACUAUGUCAUCCUGUGGCACCUAGCCAAGGUUUCAGAGGGCAGCUCCACAAAGGCGGACAUGGUGACCCUGAGGAAGCAGAUGAGGGGUUUCUGUCUGAUGUGCCAGAGCUACCUCACCAGUGUCAACACCACCGUCAAAGAGCAGGCCUUCACCAUCCUGUGUGACGCCCUGAUGAUCUUCAGCCAUCAGAUUGUGUCGUCAAGCCGGGAGCAGCUGGAGGCUCUGAUCUACACGCCAGACUCCUCCCUGCAGGCCGAGCUGCUCAACUUCAUCCUGGACCACGUCUUCAUCGACCAGGACGACGACAACAACAGCACAGAUGGGCAGCAUGAUGAUGAAGCCAGUAAAAUCGAGGCUUUACACAAGAGGCGGAACCUGCUGGCAGCGUACUGCAAACUGAUCAUUUACAAUGUAGUGGAGAUGAACACUGGAGCUGAUAUCUUCAAGCAGUACAUGAGGUAUUACAACGACUAUGGAGAUAUCAUCAAGGAAACGAUGAGUAAAACAAGACAAAUUGACAAGAUCCAGUGUGCCAAGACCCUCAUUCUGAGUUUGCAGCAGCUUUUCAAUGAGAUGUUAUCUGACCUCGGCUGCAACUUUGACCGCUCGUCGUCGUCCUUCUGCGGCAUUAAAGAACUGGCCCGACGUUUCUCGUUGACCUUUGGCCUGGAUCAGCUGAAGACCAGAGAGGCUAUCGCCAUGUUACACAAGGAUGGAAUCGAGUUUGCCUUCAAGGAGCCCAGUCCCCAGGGAGAGGGAAACCCUCCUCUCAACCUAGCCUUCCUGGACAUUCUCAGCGAGUUCUCCUCUAAACUGCUGCGUCAGGACAAGAAGACUGUUCACCUCUACCUGGAGCGGUUUAUGACCUUCCAGAUGGCCUUGCAGCGAGAGGACUGCUGGCUGCCCCUCAUCUCCUACAGGAACUCCCUGCAGGCCGGAGGGGACGACGACACCAUGUCCGUCAUCAGCGGCUACAGCAGCCGAGGUUCCAGCAUCAGGAGCAAGAAGGCUAAGCCAGCCAGCACCGGGAAGAGGAAACUGCCUGAAGAGGAGAGUAGCAGCUGCAGUACAGACGCUGUGUGGAUCAACCGGGAGCAGAAUGUGCAAACGCCAGUGAUGAUGCCCUCGCCGCAUCUCAGCUCCACUGUGCUGAGGGACCCCAAGAAAAUGAGGCCGGAGGAGAGUUACAUGGGCGUCUACAGCAUAACAUCCGAGCAGCAGCAACAACCGCUGCCCCCCCAGCAGCAGCACCAUCAGACCCCCAUGGACUACAAUACCCAGGUGACCUGGAUGCUAGCCCAGAGACAGCAGGCAGAGGCCCGGCAGCAGCAGGAGCGAGCCAGCAUGCAGUAUGCCAAGAUGAGAAGCCACAUGCAGCAUGCAAUCCGCCGCAGUUCAGGACUCAUGGAGGACGAUGAGGAGCCAAUAGUAGAGGAUGUAAUGAUGUCAUCGGAGGACCGUUUGGAAGAUCUCAACGAGGGCAUGGAUUUCGACACUAUGGAUAUUGAUCUGCCACCAUCGAAAAAUCGUAGAGAGAGAUCGGAGCUGAAGCCUGACUACUUUGACCCUUCUUCCAUCAUGGAUGAUUCGGUCCUCAAUGUUUCAAUGUUCUAAGCUGAUCUGCAUGAAGAGGACACUGUGUUGUCACCGAAAACCUUUUUGAUGACGAGAAGUAUUCUCUGUAGAGAACUGCUUUAAGAUAAGCUCAUGGGACUAUUUGCUCGUGAGGCAGCAAUGGAUGCUCUUUCGACAUCAUGUUUGAAUUUCACCUUUACUUUUGUCAAUCAAUGGGCAGGUUUUUGUGACAUGUAAAUAUGUAGUGUCUGACAUACUUUUAAAACAUAAAAUCUGGCAUGGCAUGUAGCCAUAUAUUAAAACAUAUACUGUAGGAGAAAAUGUGAAAUGUCUUCAUAUUGUUGGAAGGCCUUACCGCAAAUAUUGUUGGAAGGCCUUACCGCAAAUAUUGUUGGAAGGCCUUACCGCAAAUAUUGUUGGAAGGCCUUACCGCAAAUAUUGUUGGAAGGCCUUACCGCAAAUAUUGUUGGAAGGCCUUACCGCAAAUAUUGUUGGAAGGCCUUACCGCAAAUAUUGUUGGAAGGCCUUACCGCAAAUAUUGUUGGAAGGCCUUACCGCAAAUAUUGUUGGAAGGCCUUACCGCAAAUAUUGUUGGAAGGCCUUACCGCAAAUAUUGUUGGAAGGCCUUACCGCAAAUAUUGUUGGAAGGCCUUACCGCAAAUAUUGUUGGAAGGCCUUACCGCAAAUAUUGUUGGAAGGCCUUACCGCAAAUAUUGUUGGAAGGCCUUACCGCAAAUAUUGUUGGAAGGCCUUACCGCAAAUAUUGUUGGAAGGCCUUACCGCAAAUAUUGUUGGAAGGCCUUACCGCAAAUAUUGUUGGAAGGCCUUACCGCAAAUAUUGUUGGAAGGCCUUACCGCAAAUAUUGUUGGAAGGCCUUACCGCAAAUAUUGUUGGAAGGCCUUACCGCAAAUAUUGUUGGAAGGCCUUACCGCAAAUAUUGUUGGAAGGCCUUACCGCAAAUAUUGUUGGAAGGCCUUACCGCAAAUAUUGUUGGAACUCCUUACCGCAAAUAUUGUUGGAACUCCUUACCGCAAAUAUUGUUGGAAGGCCUUACCGCAAAUAUUGUUGGAAGGCCUUACCGCAAAUAUUGUUGGAAGGCCUUACCGCAAAUAUUGUUGGAAGGCCUUACCGCAAAUAUUGUUGGAAGGCCUUACCGCAAAUAUUGUUGGAAGGCCUUACCGCAAAUAUUGUUGGAACUCCUUACCGCAAAUAUUGUUGGAACUCCUUACCGCAAAUAUUGUUGGAAGGCCUUACCGCAAAUAUUGUUGGAAGGCCUUACCGCAAAUAUUGUUGGAAGGCCUUACCGCAAAUAUUGUUGGAAGGCCUUACCGCAAAUAUUGUUGGAAGGCCUUACCGCAAAUAUUGUUGGAAGGCCUUACCGCAAAUAUUGUUGGAACUCCUUACCGCAAAUAUUGUUGGAAGGCCUUACCGCAAAUAUUGUUGGAAGGCCUUACCGCAAAUAUUGUUGGAACUCCUUACCGCAAAUAUGAAAUACCAGUCAUGGUAUUUUUUUAAAGGUUAAUCUGUUCUGCUUUUAUAACAUAUAGAAGACUUUGAUUUAUAGAUAUUUUGUAAUGACAAUCAGAUGUAAAUCAGUACUUUAUAAUCAUGUUAUUACUCAUAGAGAGUACAGAAAUGACCUUUGUAAUGGAAUUUCUGGUGGGUAACAACAGAUGUGGCCUGCAAUUUAUUUCUUUUUUUCCAGUGUUAUAGAUGAGACCUCUUGAUGAACUGAUAAUGCCCAAAUGCCAUUUGACCAAUUGACAGGCUUAGUUUGAAUUCUGAUUUGCUUUUAAAGGUUUGAUGAUUUGAAUGCUGUGUGACUUUUUGAAGAGUGGUACAAAUGUAUACUGUGCAGAGGGGUUGUAUAAAAGAGCGGUCGAAAUGUUCUCUGUUGUCUGUAAGAGAAAGCUUGUUAUAGAAUGUUUCUAAAACACAACAUUUAAGAGUUUGGAUUAGCUAUCAUGGUAUCAUAAUAUAUUAUUAUAUAUAAUUACAUAUUAUACAGUUAUACAUAUGUGUAAUAUAUUGUGAAUCGGUGCUCAUUUUAUAUUAGUUCAGUUUUUGUUAAUUUGAAAUCCAAUUUAGGAAAAGGUUCAAUAGAAUGUAAACUGGUUUAAAUUAACCUAACUAAUGUGCAGUUAUGUAUAAGGAUUUACCUUUGUAUUUGUAUGGUUUUGUUUGUCUUUUCUAAGGAUUCUUGUUUGAAUAACUUUUCUUUACCUCUAUGUACAUUAGGUUGGUUUGCGGUUCCCAACAAGCUUUUUUGGAGGAAUAAAAUUGUAAUCAUGAAUAUUGUAAAUUAUAGUUUUAUAAACAGCUUAAAACACAGCCUCCUUUUUAAAAGCAAAAAUGUCACAUCAAAAUCUAAAUACGAAACUACAAACCAGAGUUUCAUAUUUUUCAUUAUUUAGAAUGUAGCAAGGUUAGACAGUAAAUAAAUAAAUAAUUGAAAUGCAUAAUUUCACUUAAAUUUGAUGUAUGCGUCAUACUGUCAUUUUGAUAUUUUCAUUUCUGUUGUCCUUGCAUUGAACUGCUGAAAGUGUGCAUACGUCUGUAUGUGUAUGUAUACACACAUAGAUAUAUAUAUUCAAAUGUAUAUACAUAUGUGUUUUUUAUUCUAUUUACAAAGUGUCCACUGUACCAUUUAUGGUUUGUAUUUAUGUCUGGAGACAGUAACUUUUUGAACAAAAUAAACCCCCUGCAAUUGUGUGAUGA
Oncorhynchus kisutch (coho salmon) is the source of this 6496-nucleotide messenger RNA. RefSeq names its product cohesin subunit SA-2. The transcript has 33 exons. Gene Ontology annotation, cellular component: cohesin complex; chromatin; nucleus. The record is from RefSeq and is a predicted model, not a curated record. Gene Ontology annotation, biological process: sister chromatid cohesion. Bases 1 to 3816 code for a protein of 1271 amino acids. Gene Ontology annotation, molecular function: chromatin binding. Lineage: Eukaryota; Metazoa; Chordata; Actinopteri; Salmoniformes; Salmonidae.